UGGCCGCCCAAGGUGGGGAGCAAGCCUGGCUGUGACGCUCGGUCCUCACGUGACCCGAGGCUGCAGAGCAACGCAGCCUUGGGUGCAGUCGUCACUUCUGUCUGGCCACCAGCUCCCUGCUGCUGUGCGCUCGGCGGGCUGGCAUCGGUCCCGGGCCGAGCGGAGCAGCAGCUGUCCGCAGGUCGGUGAGGCGGAGAGUUGCGGUGUCGCAUCUCGGAGCGACCAUUGAGAGGAGGAGGACGCAGCAAGGAUAGGCCCAGGAGUAAUGGAGUCCAAAGAGGAUAGAGCGGCAAAAAAUCUCAACAUGGAAAAUGAUCAUCAGGAAAAGGAGGAAAAGCAAGAAAAGAAGCAAGAUGCUGAUAAAAGGGAGCCCGUGGCCCUCCCUUUGGAAGCUGGCGAAUACUGUGUGCCUCGAGGAAAUCGCAGGCGGUUCCGUGCUAGACAGCCCAUCCUGCACUAUAGAUGGGAUCUCAUGCAUAGGGUUGGAGAGCCCCAGGCAAGGAUGAGAGAGGAGAAUGUGGAUAGGUUUGGGGAAGAUGUGAGGCAGCUCAUGGAGAAGUUGAGGGAAAGGCAGCUGAGCCAUAGUCUGCGGGCAGUUAGCACUGACCCCCCUCACCAUGAUCAUCAUGAUGAGUUUUGCCUUAUGCCCUGAAUCCUGAGGUUUUCUCUGAAGAUAAUAUGGGGACCCUUGCUUCUUAAACUUAUAUGUUUGUGAUGUACUGUUGUAAGUUUUUUUGAUGUUAUUUGUUCCCUCUUGGGUCUCCACUUACUGCCAGCUUCUAACUGAAAAUUCUGUUUUUGAUUCAGCCUAUAAAAUUUUUGUUAGCAGAAUUUAUCUAUUGCAUGGGAAAAUGCACAUUAUAUAUUGUGAAGCUAAUAAAGCAGUUUAAAAAGCAA
Messenger RNA from Nannospalax galili (Upper Galilee mountains blind mole rat), 897 nucleotides. It is a transcript of the gene Bex1, whose product is annotated as brain expressed X-linked 1. Gene Ontology annotation, molecular function: signaling receptor binding. NCBI's taxonomy places the organism in Eukaryota, Metazoa, Chordata, Mammalia, Rodentia, Spalacidae. The transcript has 3 exons. Gene Ontology annotation, cellular component: cytoplasm; nucleus. The record is from RefSeq and is a predicted model, not a curated record. Gene Ontology annotation, biological process: signal transduction. Bases 266 to 652 code for a protein of 128 amino acids.